Vicia villosa (hairy vetch) is the source of this 1601-nucleotide messenger RNA. RefSeq lists its product as uncharacterized. The record is from RefSeq and is a predicted model, not a curated record. The coding region runs from base 389 to 1345 and encodes 318 amino acids. NCBI's taxonomy places the organism in Eukaryota, Viridiplantae, Streptophyta, Magnoliopsida, Fabales, Fabaceae. The transcript is spliced from 11 exons.
UGUUAGGCCAACAUCAUCUCUUUUUAUUUCACGUCCUUCUCCACUCAUUUGAACUCAAAUAGUCCAACCAACAACACCACAUUGUUUGUCCUCCACGAAAUGCCAAUUUCUGCAAAGUGGACAUUAUAAUCUUGGAUUAAUGCAUACUUUUGGAUCUAAUCAAUGAACAAGACCCGCCGUUAGCUCAUAUUUAGUAAACGGAGGACCGCAGCUCCCACAAAUUUAAUGCUUAUACCUAAUCUUCCACCAUAAUUUUCAAAAUUUUCAGUUACACACGUAAUCUCAAUCAAUGGAAACAGUAAUGCAUUCGUGGAUACGAGUUCAAGGAGUUCUCGAAAAGCUCCAUUAUUAUCGACACUGAAAUUCCAAGUGCGUAGUAGUCAAAGACAUGGCGGCGACGGGAACACUGAAUCUUCCUAUCAUAGACCUCUCUUCUCCUCACCGUCUUUCCACAGCCAGUUCCAUCCGUCAGGCAUGCGUUGAGUAUGGUUUCUUCUACCUUGUCAACCAUGGCAUCGAUGAGGAUUUUCUGAAUCAAGCGUUCGAGGAGAGUGCAAAAUUCUUCUCACUUCCAAUCCAACACAAAAUUAACUUGCAUCGCAAAGACUAUAGAGGUUAUACUCCUCUCUAUGCCGAGAAACUUGACACUACUUCACUCUCCCAAGGCGAUUCAAAAGAGAGCUAUUACAUUGGUCCUUUAACAGAUGCAACAAGUGUUCGUCUCAAUCCAUGGCCUUCUCAAGAAUUACUCCCAAAUUGGAGACCCACAAUGGAAUCCUUUUUUUGGAAGUUAAUGUCAGCUGGCGAAAAGUUGUUGUCUCUAAUUGCCCUGUCUUUGAAUCUAGAUGAAAAUUACUUUGACAAGAUCAGUGCCUUAAACAAACACGAAUGUUUUCUUCGCCUUCUGCGCUAUCCAGGUGAAUUGGGAUCUAAUGAAGAGAUAUGUGGUGCCUCUGCUCAUUCAGAUUAUGGCAUGAUCACUCUCCUAUUGACCAAUGGUGUUCCUGGACUUCAGAUCUGCAAGGACAAGUUGAAGCAACCACAGGUAUGGGAGGAUGUGCCUCAUGUAGAAGGGGCCAUGAUUGUGAACAUUGGAGACAUGAUGGAGAGGUGGACAAAUUGUUUAUACCAGUCUGCACUUCACAGGGUUAUGCCAACAGGAAAAGAACGAUAUUCUGUGGCAUUCUUCAUGGAUCCACCAUCAGAUUGUGUGGUGGAAUGCUUUGAAAGUUGCUGCAGUGAAUCAUCUCCACCUAGAUUCCCACCAAUACGUAGUGAGGAUUACUUGAAUGAGAAGUUCAAACUCACAUAUGAUUCUGAGAGGGAUCUUCAGUGCUCAAUCUAGUCAAAGAACUAAAGGCUUUACAUACCGACGUGUAAGGGCACCAAAUUUAAAAUAAGUUCAAAAACUUGCUUCGUUUUAAAUUAAUUUGCAAAAUCUGCUCCAUGACUGUUGGUUGUUGUGACAUGACAUGGGGUUUGUUAUUGAUAUUAUUGUUUGUAUAUAAGUUAUAAGGUAAUGUUUGGAGAAACAGUUUAUUCGUGAACAAAUUGUUUUUAAGAAACUACUUAUAUGCAAUGCAAAUAUAUCAUUUAUAAAC